Messenger RNA from Gossypium arboreum, 1016 nucleotides. RefSeq names its product UPF0481 protein At3g47200-like. The transcript is spliced from 2 exons. The record is from RefSeq and is a predicted model, not a curated record. Lineage: Eukaryota; Viridiplantae; Streptophyta; Magnoliopsida; Malvales; Malvaceae. The coding region runs from base 61 to 810 and encodes 249 amino acids.
GGUAACAAAUAAAGCCUACUCACCUUUGUCUUUAAUGCCUAGUAGAUUUACCUCCAACCAAUGGAUACAAUUAUCGAAAUGCCUGCAGAGCCAUUGAAUUUCCUGGAGGAAAAGAUGAAGGAAUUUGAUUCAGCCUUGCAUGAAGUCCAGAACCAAGAAGCACAAGGUUCAACACCUCCUCAAACAACCAAACCUUUGAUACAAAGAGUUUCACCACUCUUACUCGAUAAGAUGGUGGAUUUUCAGAAAUGUUUCGAACCAAGGCUGGUAGCUCUCGGCCCUUUGCACCACGGUAACGCCAAGCUCCAGCGUGCCGAGCAGUCCAAGCUUAAAUUCGCCGCUCUCUUCGUGAAUGAGAACGAGACUAACCGUGAUGACCUGUUCGACAAGGUCAAGGCGGAGAUAGGUGAUUUGAGGAAGUGUUAUAACCCGGAGGACAUUGCUGCUUAUGACGAUGAAAUGCUGGCUUGGAUGUUGUUCGUUGAUGGUUGUGCAGUGCUGUGUGCUGUACGCUAUGAAAACCAACUUCCGUACAAGCUGCUUAAGAUAUUGAUUGGCUCAGCCAAAGAUCCCGAAAUAUGGGAAAAAUCAAUCACAGACUUUGUAGCUGAGAACCUUAUGACAAACAUAAAGCAGAAGAGCAAACAUGUAGCUGAUAAUAAAGAUUAUGCGCACCUUUUGGAGCGGUUACGUGACGAGCUCCUGACAGGGAAGGAAAUGAAGAUAGACAGUAGCGUGAUUGGUCGGAUGCUGCUGUCUUGCGGAGACAAUCGCAAACAUAGGAAAACGUUUCGAAGUGUAGCGACGUAAAAAUUUUAGUUUGGAUUCGGGUCGCUAAAUUGUGGCGAUUUAGAAAAUUGGAAGUUGAAAUUUGGCUUUAGAAUGAACCAGGAGUCGCCACCAAUCCUUUUUCUAGGUGUGAUCGGACACCUAUUAGAUUUUCUUUUAAAAAGACGAGGAAAAGGCCGAGUUGAGGUCUACGUUAAAAAUCAGAGAAAAAUUAGGGUUCGGGAGUC